Messenger RNA from Tupaia belangeri chinensis (Chinese tree shrew), 2453 nucleotides. It is a transcript of the gene MELK, whose product is annotated as maternal embryonic leucine zipper kinase. The coding region runs from base 204 to 2159 and encodes 651 amino acids. Gene Ontology annotation, cellular component: cytoplasm. The transcript is spliced from 18 exons. Gene Ontology annotation, molecular function: ATP binding; protein serine/threonine kinase activity. Lineage: Eukaryota; Metazoa; Chordata; Mammalia; Scandentia; Tupaiidae. Gene Ontology annotation, biological process: protein phosphorylation; intracellular signal transduction. The record is from RefSeq and is a predicted model, not a curated record.
CAAGAGGCUGAAUCUAAGGAGCAGCGAGGUCGAUCCCACCAAGAAACCUGUGGGGUAAGAAGGGAGAUCCCUACGGAAGGCGUCCCAGGAGUGCUGUCCGGCCUCUCACACCUAGCACAAGUCAUCGUUCUUGAGCUUCACCUUGGUCGGUGGGCCAGAGAGAAGGUUCUCUUUGUAAUUUUGAAUAAUCUUUUAGGAGGAUAAUGAAAGAUUAUGAUGAACUUCUCAAAUACUAUGAAUUAUAUGAAACUAUUGGAACAGGUGGCUUUGCAAAGGUGAAACUUGCCUGCCAUAUCCUUACUGGAGAAAUGGUAGCUAUAAAAAUCAUGGAUAAAACUGCACUAGGGAAUGAUUUGCCUCGGAUCAAAACAGAGAUUGAUGCUUUGAAAAACCUCAGACAUCAGCAUAUAUGUCAACUCUACCACGUUCUAGAAACAACCAAUAAGAUAUUCAUGGUUCUUGAGUACUGCCCUGGAGGAGAGCUGUUUGAUUACAUAAUUUCCCAGGAUCGCCUAUCAGAAGAGGAGGCCCGAGUUGUCUUCCGUCAGAUAGUAUCUGCAGUUGCUUAUGUGCACAGCCAGGGCUACGCUCACAGGGACCUCAAACCAGAAAAUUUGUUGUUUGAUGAAUGUCAUAAAUUAAAGCUGAUUGACUUUGGUCUCUGUGCAAAACCCAAGGGUAACAAGGAUUACCAUCUGCAGACAUGCUGUGGGAGCCUUGCUUAUGCAGCACCUGAAUUGAUACAGGGCAAAUCAUAUCUUGGAUCAGAGGCUGAUGUUUGGAGUAUGGGCAUACUCUUAUAUGUACUUAUGUGUGGAUUUCUACCAUUUGAUGAUGAUAAUGUCAUGUCAUUGUACAAGAAGAUUAUGAGAGGAAAAUAUGAUGUUCCUAAGUGGCUCUCUCCCAGUAGCAUUCUGCUUCUUCAACAAAUGCUACAGGUGGACCCAAAGAAACGGAUUUCUGUGAAAAAUCUAUUGAACCAUCCCUGGAUCAUGCAAGAUUACAACUGUCCUGUUGAGUGGCAAAGCAAGAAUCCUUUUAUUCACCUUGAUGAUGAUUGUGUAACAGAACUCUCUGUACAUCACAGAAACAACAAGCAAACAAUGGAGGAUUUAAUUUCAUUGUGGCAAUACGAUCACCUCACAGCUACCUAUCUUCUGCUUCUAGCCAAGAAGGCUCGGGGAAAACCAGUUCGGUUGAGGCGUCCUUCUUUUUCCUGUGAGCAGGGCAGUGCUACCCCAUUCACAGGCGUCAGGUCAAAGAAUCUGAGUCUGGAAGAUGUGGCCACUAGUGAUAAAAAUUAUACGGAUGGAUUAAUAGACUAUGACUGGUGUGAAGACAGUUCAUCAAUGGGUGUGGCUACGCCCCAAACACCACAGUUUACCAAGCAUUGGACAGAAUCAAAUGGUCUGGAAUCUAAGUCAUUAACUCCAGUAUUAUGUAGAACAUCUGCAAAUAAAUCGAAGAACAAAGAGAAUGUAUAUACUCCCAAGUCUGCUGUAAAGAAUGAAGAGGACUUUGUAUUUCCUGAGCCAAAGACUCCAGUUAAUAAGAACCUGCAUAAAAGAGAGAGACUCACUACUCCAAAUCAUUACACUACACCCUCAAAAGCUAGAAACCAGUGCCUGAAAGAAACCCCCGUUAAAACACCAGUACAUUUAGCAGGAGCAAACAAGUUAAUGACAGGUGUCAUUAGCCCUGAGAGACGGUGCCACUCAGUGGAGCUGGAUCUCAACCUAGCACAUUUGGAGGAUACUCCAAAGAGAAGAGGAACCAAAGUGUUUGGGAGCCUUGAAAGAGGAUUGGAUAAGGUUAUCACUGUGUUAACCAGAAGCAAAAGGAAGGGCUCUGCCAAAGACGGGCCCAGAAGGUUAAAGCCUCACUAUAAUGUGACUACAACAAGAUUGGUGAAUCCAGACCUACUCUUGAAUGAAAUAAUGUCUAUUCUCCCAAAGAAGCAUGUUGACUUCGUACAGAAGGGCUAUACACUGAAGUGUCAAACACAGUCAGAUUUUGGCAAAGUGACAAUGCAAUUUGAACUAGAAGUGUGCCAGCUUCAGAAACCUGACGUGGUGGGUAUCAGGAGGCAGCGGCUUAAGGGCGACGCCUGGGUUUACAAGAGAUUAGUGGAAGACAUCCUAUCUAGCUGCAAGGUGUAAUUGAUGGAUGGGUUCUAUCCUGCUGGAUGAGGGUGGGUGUGAAACCGCCAACAUUGAGAUGGGUGUGACUGGUUUGAUGUUUAAGUCUUGGAACAACAAUCUCCUUUCUAAAGAGCUGUCUUAAAGACCAAAGUCGGUUUUGUUUUUUAAACAAAAGAUACUUUGUAGUUGAAUCUAAGGCAGCCCCAUCUGUCAUUAUCUGUUACUGUCUUUUUUAAUCAUGUGGCUUUGUGUAUUAAUAACUGUUGACUUUCCUAGAUUCACUUCCAUAUGUGAAUGUAAACGCUUAGCUAU